Molecule: messenger RNA, 3358 nt
Organism: Pezoporus flaviventris
Lineage: Eukaryota; Metazoa; Chordata; Aves; Psittaciformes; Psittacidae
Product: cohesin subunit SA-3-like
Exons: 27
Coding region: 107-3247 (1046 amino acids)
Biological process (GO): sister chromatid cohesion
Cellular component (GO): cohesin complex; chromatin; nucleus
Molecular function (GO): chromatin binding
Source: RefSeq, a predicted model, not a curated record
CAGUGAUGACUCCGGCAGUGACUUUGAGGCCACUCUGCAGCCAUGUGGCAAACUGGGACCCCAGCAGGGGCCAAAGCACAGCCAGGUCAGGAAGCGUCCCCGGGUGAUGGAGCCAAACGGUGACCGCAGCAGCACACCCACAGUCAACCCGGAGCCGAGCACCCUCUUUGAAGCCAUUAAAUCGGCCAAAAUCGCCGUGGAGACGGUGGUGGAUGACUGGUUGGAGACCUACAAGCGAGACCGUGAGACAGGGUUCUUGGAGCUCAUCAACUUUAUUGUCUGCUCCUGCGGUUGCCAAGGUGUGGUGACACCAGAAAUGUUCAGGGACCUGCAGAACUCGGAGAUCAUCCAGCAGCUGACGGAGCAGUUCAAGGAGGAUUCAUCCGAGUACCCCCUUUCUCUCAGCACCCGACCCUGGCGCCGUUUCCGGGCUGGGUUUUGCGAGCUGCUGACAGCAGUGGUGCAGCGAUGCCAAUACAGCAUCAUCUAUGAUGAAUUCCUGAUGGGUUCCCUCAUCUCCUUCCUCAUCAGCCUCACUGAUUCCCAAGUACGGGCUUUCCGCCACACCAGCACCCUGGCAGCCAUGAAGGUGAUGUCGGCGCUGGUCAAGGUGGCGUUGGGCGUGAGCGUGCACCAGGAGAACAACCUGCGGCAAUACGAGGCCGAGCGGAGCAAGGGGCCCGGCCGCCGCGCCACCGAGAAGCUGGAGGCGUUGAUGGUGAAGCGCCAGGAGCUCAGAGAGCAGCAGGAGGAGAUUGAGAGCAUGAUGAACGCCAUCUUCAAGGGUGUCUUCGUACAUCGCUACAGAUUUGAGGGUGAGCGGCAGCAGACCCCUGGCAUUGCUGUGUGGUGCAGGGACGUGGUGCCGGACAUCCGAGCCAUCUGCAUGGAGGAGCUGGGGACGUGGAUGAAGACCUACGCGGCUUCCUUCCUCACCGACAGCUACCUCAAGUACAUCGGGUGGACCUUGUAUGACAAGCAGUGGGAGGUGCGCCUGCAGUGCGUGAAGGCAUUGCAGGGGCUCUACGGCCACCGGGACACGGCUGCCCACAUGGAACUCUUCACCAGGCGCUUCAAGACACGCAUGGUGUCCAUGGUGCUCGACAAGGAGCUCAGCGUGGCCGUGGAGGUGGUGAAGCUGUUGACACUGAUGCUGGAGAACAUGGAGGAGGCACUGACGGAUGAGGACUGCCAGAGCGUGUACCCUGUUGUCUUUGUAUCCAACCGGCCUCUCGCCACUGCCGCUGGGAUUUUCCUCUACCGCCGGCUGCUGGACCCCCAGCAAGGUGCGGGCGUGGAUGCAUCUCACGACAGGGACAACAGGACCUUCUUUCAUGUCCUUCUGACCUUCUUCAUCGAGAUCGAGCUCCAUGAGCACGCAGCCUACUUGGUGGACAGCCUGUGGGACUGCGCCGGGCCUCGGCUGCGGGACUGGGAGACCAUCAGUGCUUUGCUGCUGGAGGAGUCACCUGCUGAGGUUCUGGGAGACCAGCAGGAGAAGGCGCUGGUGGAGAUCCUGGCAGCCAGCGUGGUCCAGGCAGCUGAGGGGCAACCACCUGUGGGCCGUGAGCCAGCCAAGAAGCCUUCAUCCCGAGAGCGGAAGGUGCAGAUGGAGGAAAGAAUCCGCCUUACCCACUGCCUUAUCCCAGCUCUUCCCAAGCUGCUGGGCAAGUUUUCAGCAGAUGCUGAGAAGGCGGCUCCGCUCCUGGAGGUCUUGUGCUGCUUCGACCUCAGCAUCUACUGCACCGGGCGGCUGGAGAAGCACCUGGAGCUGGUGCUGGAGCAGCUGGAGGAGGUGGUGCAGAAACACACGGAGCAGACGGUGCUGGAAGCUGCAUCCCGCGCACUCCACGCGCUCUGUGACCCUGAGCUGGCCCUGCAGCGGCACGGGGACCGGGUGCGGAGCCGCCUGGCUGACCAGCUGGCAGACAAGUUCAACCAGGAGGUCACCGAGAUGCUCCAGGCCUCAUCCCUGGACGAGGAGGAAGUGUACAGCAUGGCAGCCACACUGAAGAGGAUCUCCAUCCUGUUCAACGCCCAUGACCUGACGCCCUGGCAGCUCUUUGAUCCCUGCACCCAGCUCCUGCAACGUGCCGUGGACACGGGUGAGGUGCCACCGCAGGUCCUUGUCCCCACCAUCACCUGCCUCUAUUUCCACAUCCUCUGGGAGCUCUCUUGCUUGCCCAGCACCGAUGUCCCUGAGGAGCAGCUGCAGAGCCUGAAGACCAAAGUCAUCACCUUCUGCUCUCUGUGCCACAGCUGCCUGUCCGACGUGGACACUGGCAUCCGGGAACAGGUACACAGGAACCUGGAGGGAUGGGAAGAGAUGGAACCAGCCCUGAUGCCAAGCCCAUCCUUGUGUUCUCAGGCCUUCAGAGUGCUCAGCGACCUGCUGCUGGUGUUGGGGCCACGGUUGCCAGAGGACGGGCGAGAGGAGCUGGCUCCCCUGGUGCUACGUCCCGAUGCUGAGCUGCAAUCCCAGCUGGCCGCCUUCCUCAUGGACCACGUCUUCUACCCUGCUUAUAGCCACGAGCAGCUCUUGGCCACUGAGGACAGUGAGAGCCGCAUCGAGGAGCUGCACCGACGCCGCGUGCUUCUGGCCGGCUUCUGCAAACUCAUCAUCUACGGCGUCUUGGAGCUCAGCGCCGCUUCCGACGUCUUCAAGCACUACACCAAGUUUUACAGCGAUUAUGGGGACAUCAUCAAAGAAACGCUCAGCUUGACCCGGCAGAUCGACCGGCAGGAGUGGGCUCGCACGCUGCUCCUCAGCCUGCAGCAGCUGAUGACAGAGCUGCUGCACCAGGAAGGUCCUGACAUCCGGGUGUCGGAAGCUUUCCCAGAAAUCCGGGACUUGGCGCGAAGGUUUUCCCUCUUCUUCAGCCUCCACCAGCUCCGAAGCCGCCCGCUGCUGCUCAACAUCCACAGGGAAGGGAUUCUGUUUGCUUUCCAGAAGAUCCCGGGCUCAGAACCGGGAUCUCCACCCCUCAAUUUACCCUUCCUGGAGGUGCUGAGCGAGUUUUCGCCCUGUGUGCUGCGCCCAGAUAAAGCUUUGCUCUUAACCUACCUGGACAAGGUGUCCCGGGAGCAGCUCGGGGUGCUGGCACCAGGUGACACAGGGCAGUGGCAUCCCCUUGUCACCUACCGCAACUCGCUACAGCCACAGGAUGAGGGGGGGACCGGGGAGAGCAGCCGUGGUGCAGCGCCCACCCCACACCGCACCAAGAGACCCCGCCUGGAGGGCCCCUGACUCCAGCCCAUUGCCGAGCACCCACCCUUCCAGCCCAGCCUUGACCUCCACCAUGUUACGGGGUGACCCCCGGCCCCCCCAGCUCUCCCCUCAGCCACUGUUCUCCGGCUC